AUGGCCCCUGCUGGAAAGGAUUAUAUACCCCCUGAGCGCCCGGCCUCCCCAGGUCCUUUGGCUGCGGAUUUCUUUCAACAGCAACUUGCGAAACAACGCAACAAUAACUACCAUUCCACUUCACUCAGAAACAUGGUUGCCGCAUCUGUGAAUCGCACUGCGCUGCACCCUGGCGGUGUCCUGCCUGUCAAGAGUCACACCGAGCUGGAGGAGGAGCUCCACGAGACUGCGCACAUUGACUAUGACCGGGUCGCUAUUAUUGCCAACCCCUCUGUCCCUGCCCUCUAUGAGGAUGCCCUCGUCUACGAGACCGGCACUGCCAUCACUUCCAGCGGUGCUCUGAGCGCUUACUCGGGCGCGAAGACUGGCCGUUCCCCCUCCGACAAGCGUAUUGUCAAGGAGGAGUCCUCCGAAGACCAGAUCUGGUGGGGACCCGUCAACAAGCCCAUGACUCCUGAUGUCUGGCGCAUCAACCGUGAGCGUGCUGUCGACUACCUGAACACCCGUAACCGCAUCUAUGUCAUCGAUGGCUAUGCCGGCUGGGACGAGCGCUACCGCAUCAGCGUUCGCGUUGUCUGCGCUCGCGCCUACCACGCCCUGUUCAUGCGCAACAUGCUGAUCCGCCCUACUCGGGAGGAGCUCGAGCACUUCCACCCCGACUAUGUCAUCUACAACGCUGGUUCGUUCCCCGCCAACCGCUUCACUGAGGGUAUGACCUCCGCCACCUCCGUGGCCAUCAACUUCGCCGAGAAGGAGAUGAUCAUCCUGGGUACUGAGUACGCCGGCGAGAUGAAGAAGGGUGUCUUCACCGUCCUCUUCUACGAGAUGCCCGUCAAGCACAACGUCCUGACCCUUCACUCUUCGGCCAACGAGGGUGAGAAGGGCGAUGUCACCGUCUUCUUCGGUCUGUCCGGUACCGGCAAGACCACCCUGUCCGCCGACCCCAAGCGUAAGCUGAUCGGUGACGAUGAGCACUGCUGGACCGACAAGGGUGUCUUCAACAUCGAGGGUGGCUGCUACGCCAAGUGCAUUGGUCUCUCCGCCGAGAAGGAGCCCGAUAUUUUCAACGCCAUCCGUUUCGGCUCCGUCCUCGAGAACGUUGUGUUCGACCCUAUCUCCCGUGUUGUCGACUACGAUGACUGCUCCCUCACCGAGAACACCCGCUGCGCCUACCCCAUCGAGUACAUCGAGAACGCCAAGAUUCCCUGCGUGAGCGACAACCACCCCACCAACAUCAUUCUGCUCACCUGCGACGCCCGUGGUGUCCUGCCCCCCAUCUCCAAGCUCACUCCCGAGCAGACCAUGUUCCACUUCAUUUCGGGUUACACCUCCAAGAUGGCUGGUACCGAGGACGGUGUCACCGAGCCCCAGGCCACCUUCUCCUCUUGCUUUGCCCAGCCCUUCCUGGCCCUGCACCCCAUGCGCUACGCCUCCAUGCUCGCCGAGAAGAUCAAGGAGCACAAGGCCAACGCCUGGCUGCUCAACACCGGUUGGGUCGGCGCCGGUGCUACCACCGGCGGCAAGCGCUGCCCUCUCAAGUACACCCGUGCUAUCCUGGACGCCAUCCACUCUGGCGAACUCGCCAACGCCGAGUACGAGAUCUACGAUGUCUUCAACCUGCCCGUCCCCAAGGCCUGCCCCGGUGUCCCCAACGAGCUCCUCAACCCCAAGAACAGCUGGACCGCUUCCACCUCCUUCUCUGACGAGGUCAACAAGCUGGGCAACCUCUUCAACGAGAACUUCAAGAAGUACUCUGACGAGGCCACCCCCGAGGUUCUGGCGGCCGCUCCCCAAACCAAGCAGUAG
This is a messenger RNA of Penicillium canariense, 1806 nucleotides long. RefSeq names its product phosphoenolpyruvate carboxykinase PCK1 (gene acuF). The coding region runs from base 1 to 1806 and encodes 601 amino acids. NCBI's taxonomy places the organism in Eukaryota, Fungi, Ascomycota, Eurotiomycetes, Eurotiales, Aspergillaceae. The record is from RefSeq and is a predicted model, not a curated record. Gene Ontology annotation, molecular function: ATP binding; phosphoenolpyruvate carboxykinase (ATP) activity. Gene Ontology annotation, biological process: gluconeogenesis. Gene Ontology annotation, cellular component: cytosol. The transcript has 4 exons.